Messenger RNA from Corythoichthys intestinalis (scribbled pipefish), 6744 nucleotides. RefSeq names its product GRB2 associated, regulator of MAPK1 (gene garem1). The transcript has 6 exons. NCBI's taxonomy places the organism in Eukaryota, Metazoa, Chordata, Actinopteri, Syngnathiformes, Syngnathidae. Bases 228 to 2831 code for a protein of 867 amino acids. The record is from RefSeq and is a predicted model, not a curated record. Gene Ontology annotation, biological process: cellular response to epidermal growth factor stimulus; epidermal growth factor receptor signaling pathway. Gene Ontology annotation, molecular function: proline-rich region binding.
UACCUAGCUUUAUAAACAUGGCUCUGCUUCAUUAAUAGAUUGCGGAUUUUAAUGACACGUAAAGAAAUGGAUAGGCAAUAUUAUACAAAAAUUAAGAGGCAUCGUGCCAAGUAUAAAGUCGUAAAUGGAGUUUCGACGCAUUCGUUGGAUUUAUUUGCGCUGUGUAGCUUCCUGUGACCGUGUUUACACGUAGCUAGCCCUUCUGUGGGCUAAUAUAAGCUAGCAAGAUGGACCUUGGAACAAUGUUGUACAACAAUUUAAAAGAUGUUACUUGGAGUACCACAGCUCUGCCAUUAGAUCAACUUGUCAGCGCUUACAGAUUGCCUCAAAUCGUCAAGCUGGACAACGGCCAGUUGGUCGAAGGGCUUCGAGACAAUGACUACCUCUUGAUUCAUUCCUGUCGUCAAUGGACAACUAUAACUGCACAUAGUCUUGAGGAAGGACACUACGUAAUUGGACCUAAAAUAGAAAUCCCUGUUCACUAUGAAGGUCAGUUUAAGCUGCUGGAACAGGACCGAGAUGUUAAAGAACCAGUGCAAUACUUCAACAGUGUGGAAGAGGUAGCCAAAGCAUUUCCUGAAAGGGUUUACGUCAUGGAAGAAAUCACAUUCAAUGUUAAGGUGGCUUCAGGGGAAUGCAACGAAGAUACUGAAGUUUACAAUAUAACACUAAGCACUGGCGAUGAGCUAACAUUAAUGGGUCAAGCCGAGAUCCUCUAUGCCAAGACCUCCAAAGAAAAAUCCAGAUUUAAUACAAUUUUUAAGAAGAUUGGCAAGCUGAACUCCAUCAGUAAGAUGGGUCGAGGCAAGAUGCCCUGCUUGAUCUGCAUGAACCACCGCACCAACGAGAGCAUCAGCUUACCUUUCCAAUGCAAAGGCCGCUUCAGCACAUGUAGUCCGCUGGAGCUUCAGAUGCAGGAUGGCGAGCACACCAUCAGGAACAUUGUAGAAAAAACGCGUUUGCCGGUGAACGUCACAGUGCCCAGCGGUCCUCCCCGCAACCAGCAUGACCUCCACCUCAUCCGGGAAGGCCAUCGCUACAAACUGGUCAACAUUCAGACCAAGACGGUGGUCGUGUGCUGCGUCCUGCGAAGCAACAAAAUCAUCCCCAUCCAUUUUCCUUUCCACGUGGCUUUGCCUCGAUUUAUUGUUCCGGAGGAACUGCUACAAGGCGAAUUGUGGCUGGAGACUAUGGUGCAUCGCUGGUUCGCCUUCUGUCAGGAGCAGUUUGAUAUAGACGACUACUCCCGUGCCGUUCGGGAUGUACGGACAGAUUGGAACGAUGAGGGGAAGAGCCCUAAGAAGCAGAGUGGCGGGAACGGUAUCUGCUGUGCUGGCGGAACCUCCAACGGGUGUCCCAACAGUAUGCAGAUCCCGAGUUCUUUAACGUACGCCCGGGAUGAACUGACGCAAUCCUUCCACCGACUCUCUGUGUGCGUUUACGGUAGCAACCUGCACGGUAACAGUGAGGUCAAUUUGCAGGGAUGCGCGAGCCUCUGCGGCGAUUGGGCUCUGCUGCCCUCUGACAGCAUUCCGACAGACUCGGUGGAAAAUGAACACUUUUCCACAGAAAUGUUGGAGUGCCCCAACAAGCAGGCGCCCCUCACCAAGUCAGAUGUUCCCUAUGAGGAGCUGUGGUUGGACCACUUAAGAAGCCAGAUCCCAAAGUCGUCUUCAACUGAAGGUGUUCAAGGUCUCAACAAUGGAUGUGCUCCUACAUUAACAACAUCAACCCCAUCUUGCCCCGUUUUAUGUCCUCUUGGUCCAGCUACCAUUCCUGACGUCUCUCUCACUCCGCCACCAGUCCCGCCCAAAUCUGAAGCUGUGAAAGAAGAAUGUCGCUUAUUGAACGCCCCGCCGAUUCCUCCACGUAGUUUGAAACAGAUGCCGUCAGUACCGAUGCUGUCGAAGCCUCGGCAGCAAGAGACCCGCUCACCAAGUCCAACCCUUUCCUACUACUCUUCUGGUCUCCACAGCAUUAGUGGCACUUGUGAACAAGAGGCUUCUGAUCCGCAAGAGAAAAGCAGCGUAUGCUAUCCGUGCAAGUGGGCACGUCCCGCCAGUGGCGAGCCUAGCGGCGCGAUGCUAAAUUCGCCAUCCGACGGGAUGUCCUCCAGGUUGUCUUGGCCCAACAACUUCAGCGGAGGAGAUUGUCACGCUUUGGACGACUUCCUGCCCGCCGGCUGCCGCAGCUACUACAGCUACCCGAGAAAUAGAUCCACGAGCAAUCCCAAAACCUGCAGCCUAGUCGACUUUGACAGCCGAGAGCGUGCGCCCGGCGCUAUAAGUCUCAGGCUGCGCGAUGAGUCUCGAAGUAAGUCCUGCACCAAAUCUUCUAGUUACAAUUCGGAAAUGCACAGAGACAAACCGAUAGACGAAUGCAAUACCAAGCAGAGCCUUUCUUGCCCUAUUUUACCGCCAAGAACAGCAAAGUCAAACAGCUUGAAGAAGAGUUUAGAAUUAGCAUCUGGAUCAACCGGUGACAGUCAACAGGACACUUCAACUCCCUGCCUCGUUCCACAGCGUGAACACUUAAUGCAAGAUUCGACUUCCAUCACGAACCCGGAAACUCCUUGCUUGACUUCGGGGUCUCUCUCAGAACAGUGGCAGCCCCCGCCUUGUCUGGCCGGCCUUUCAAUAGAAGAGGUGUCCAAAUCGUUACGAUUCAUCGGCCUUCCAGACGACAUCGUGUCCCUCUUUAUUUCCGAGAAGAUCGAUGGGAACUUGUUACUGCAGCUCACCGAAGAGAUUCUCUCCGAGGACUUCAAACUGAGCAAACUGCAAGUAAAGAAACUCAUGCAGUUCAUUAACGGGUGGAGACCCAAAAUAUGACGAUGGCGGAAGACUUUUCGUAAACUUAAUAUGCUAUGCAUCCCUCAACCACAAUGCAACCUUACUUCCCAGUCACCGCAUUGUGGGGGGACCCUUCCUAGCACCCUUUAAAUCUGUGACUGCUUUUGCAACCGGAUGGAAUCAUUAGCACUUUUUGGGGGUCUUUUUUUUUUUUGAUGUUAGCAACGUUGUUCCUUCUUGCCUCUCAUGUUCUUAUUACAAGCAUAUAAAUCUAAACGUAAACUGGCACAGGGAACAAGGAUAUCUGCUAAAGAAACCAAAUUUUAUGGGACUGCUUUUGUUUCGGUACUACAUAUUUGGAGCUAGCUAGGUACAAUGCAUUGAGCUAACUUAUCUUAGAUUUAUCUUAUGAGCAGAUUACGGGUUCACACGUAUCCUUUUUUUUUUUUUUAACCAUCUUAACCAAUAUUUAAAAUGGUAGAUCACAAGUGUAUUCUUAGUUCUCUUUUGUGAGGUGUGCUUGGCAAGUGCCACAUAUCUCCGCUGACAAAUGCGAGUCUUCGACCCAAACCAGAAGUCUGUUAUAGUUCCAAGACAGAUCUGUGUGCCAUUGUACUUCCCGACUGCCAGAAAAUACAAAGAUCAGAGAAACCUCCACUUAUCGAACCUUAUCCACCCGCAACAAAACUGACUUACUGCUUAGUCUUCCUUAGGGCCUGAUCCCUCUUAUUUGCGCAGUUACAAAUAAAAUUCAAAGCAUGUUUGCUUUAAAACUUGCUGUAAAACUGACACCUAAAAUAAUUAACCAUUUAAUACUUAAACACCAACAUUUUUAAUGUAUGUCUGUUAGCAUAAUGCUUGCAAUAAUGUACAACAGACAGGCCAACUGAUACUAGCAUUGAGAUUACGGUAAUUAUUAAACUUCAAAUAUCUCCUACUUUAUCACAAGUAACAUGAACACAUGCAAAUACAAUAACUAGGGAUGUCCCGAACGCAUAUUUUUGCACCCGAUACUGAGUCCUGAUCCAAUACCGAAUUUUUUUUUUUUUUUUUUAAUCAUAGACUUCACUAUCAGUUGACUAGACAGGUCUUACUAACAUUGCACCAUGGCUUCCUGUUGGGGGCCGGCCCAGGCAGAGCUGAGUUGGCUUUGACUGUGAUAAACUCAAACACACACUGCGUUCAAACGUCGGAUUUAGGUGAAAACGGGCCGAAUUUUUUACCGCAUACAAGCAGGAUGGAUGAUCUCGAGUGAUUUGGUCGAGGAGUCAAGGUAAUUAUUAUAUAAAAGAGCCCGAUGCGUGCACUUUCAACUUAAAAUGCUCAGUUUUUCGAUGGACGCCACAUUGGAUUAUAUAAUAGCGUAAUUUUACCUCGAAAUAUUUAUGUAAAAUUAAUGAUAACUGCCCGUUUCUUUGCUCUUAACCAAGAAUCUAGACUGUUCUAUUUUCAUAUCUAUAGAAAUUCUGGUGACGUAUCCAUUUUUUUUUUUACAAGAAUUUGCAACUUAACUCUUUGUUUUGUGAUGGCUACCAUGUUGUAUCCGUACACAGUAGCAUUAAGUUUACAUUCAAAUGAUCAGGUAAUUUUCGGCCAACUGCCCGUUUUUUGGGGCAAAAAAGUAGUAAUUUAGAAAUUUUUGCGUCCUUACAAAUGUUUCUUUUCGCUUUUAUGUAACAUUUCAAUCUAAAGACGCCGAGGGCCAGGUAGCUGUCCAGAAGUGCCUUCGUGUUGAGGCAAUAAAAACAUCGGAAUUUAACCUAAAUAAGUUGUGAUUGUAUAUAGAAAAAUGCAAAUUCUGCUUUUGUUGAGUAAAAUUAAGAUUAUUCUGCAUGCUUUUCUUAAGUAUUAAGUUUCUGAUGUGAAAAUUGAGUAAUUUAUUAGCUGUUGGAAACUUGCACUAAAUAAAAAAAUUAAGUUGCUAGUUUGGGCAAAAACUUGUAAACAUUGCUAUUGAUCCUGAAAAUAUAGGUUUUUAUCUCUACAUUUGGUGAUUUUUGUGCAUAUAGUGUAAAAUUUGACAAUUUUAGAGCCAUUUUAAGUUUUGUUAUAAUUAUAUAAAAAAUAAUCAGGAUUUUAUUAGGGAACGACUUUGAAUUUUUUUACUUCGCUGCUCAUGGAGACUCAUAUAACCUGUAAGGGAGGUGACUGUUUUGAAAAUAGCCCCCUACGGAUCGGUAACUUAUCCCAUCAACUGAUAGUGAAUUGUAUGUUUAAAUUUAUUUGAACAAAGGUUCCAAACAUGUUACUGUUCCACCUUUCCAUCUUCAUAAUGUAGAAAAUGCUUGUUUUUAUUAAAUGCUUCAUUGAGUGAGUCUACUCAAAUCCACUCACACUGCUGAGAACAGCCUCUCACACGAUGAGUUGCCACAGCACACUUAUGACUGGGCUGCGAAUUUAACGAUGAUUGACACUAGUGCUGCAAUGAUUAAUCAAUGAACUCGAGUAAUUCGAUUACAAAAAAAGAUUCGAAAUAAAUUUUGCUGCUUCAAGUAUUCGUUUAAUUAAAGUGGCGAAUGGUUUGUUUUGAAAAUGGAUUUAGUUUUAUUGAUUUGGGUGGAUACACUGUCCUCUAGCGGCAAUAGUGAAUAUGAAAUAACUCAUUUCACAUAGCUGCUCCCUGAUAAGGCCAACAUAAGCUACAUUUUGUUUGAGCUAAUAUUUCUUUUAAUGCAUUCGUUCAUAGGGAUAUUUAGCUUUUUUUUUUUUUUUUGUAGGAAUACGUGUUUGAACUAUUAAGAGCGUAAAAAAAAAAAGCGGACUUUUGCUAUGUAUGUUAGCCAAUUGUUCUUCUGUUGUACUUCGAUCCUCAUUUUUUUUUUUUUUAUACAGUUCGAGGCUCAGCUCAGGUAUUUAAUUUUUUAUGUUCCUUAUCCGAUUACACAAUUAUUCGAACUAACAAGUUAAUCGAUUGCUGCAGCCCAAAUUGACACAUUUUUGCCUUUGAUCGUAGAGUUACCAAGCUUUUCUGGCAAGAUCAAAGCUACAAACCUGUCAAUCAUUGUUAAAUUUAAGUACUGCAACGCAAGCUGCACUGGACAGUUUGGCCGCACUUCUUAGCAGGAGGGAGGGUAUGGUGCUGUACUAGCAUGAAGCAGAAAAACAUGAAUAUAUAUUAAAAUACCCAAUCCUUUUCACCCAAUUCUGAUCCUUUGAAAAAUGGUGCGAUCGGAUCGGGACAUCCCUAACAAUUACUGAAACUAUUUUCUUUAAAAUCGUAAAUGUAUUACAGUGCAAUAGAAUAAGGGCUACUUGGCAAGAUGAAAUGGAGUUCUGAUGCCAUGGCAGCAAUACAACCAAACUGCUGUUGGCACAGUAGUAACGCCAGAAUAGUAUAUAAAGCCAUUUGAUUUAAGGUCCAUAAACUAGUACACAGUUUGUCGUCACUAGUAGGACAACUUUGGACAAAAAUAUUAACAGGUUUUGCAUUUUGUAACCUUAUUCCUACAUUAGUCUUGUUUUACUUCUCAUCACACACUACAAUCUUUGAAACUUAUUUUUGCCAGCAUUUUUAUUUUUCAACUGACAUUUUCAAUGAAGCUCCCAAAAGUAGAACUAAAACAAAAUCCAGAUGGCUAUUAAUCAAGUCAAGCAGGUUCUAGCCCACACUGCCAUCUUAUUGUGCCUUUUAUUAACGAACAGUGACUAACUUCUCAGUUAACGCCUUACUUGGACUACCACGAGAAAAGUAUGCAUCUUGCACUUUUACUGCCGUUACAGUUCAAUUAAGAACGUCUAAUGCUAAAUUAUCCCAUGACGGAAUGCACUUCAAACUUUUUUUCAUCCUACUGAAAUGGUACAUGCUUAGUUUUAUUAAAGUGUCCUGUAAUGAAAAGAGGACAUAUUUUUACAAGCGUUUUGGAAUGAGGAAUUUGACCAUUAAUACUUAUAAGUACAUUUUGUGCAAAGUCUUAUGUCUUCAGUAAAGCAACACUAAAGAAUGACUAUUUUC